AUGCGGAUAACAGUAAUCGGUCCCAAAUUGAGCGGAAAGAGCCAUUUACUCUCUCUUUUGGAUGCAGAACCCGAAGAGAAUUUUGUCGAAGAAUGUCCAGUCUUCAUCACUUCUACAGAUGUAAAGAGCAAGAAAGGGAUUCACAAAUUUGCCAUCACGGAAGUGUCAUCAAAAUUUCACAAGAUCAAGAAUUAUGAAGUGAGGGAGGACGCGCUCAAGUAUCUCUACGACUUGUCAGACUGUUUCCUUAUUUUAUGGUCAAAUCAACACGGCUAUUUGGAGGCAGUCGAUGAUAUUUUCGAGCACCUUCGAGAGUACUGUCCACUUGUCAAAAUUUUCUUCGUUUAUAACAAAAAUACCUCGAUAAAGAAAGUGAAGGCUACAUCCUCAACUCUAACAAAUACGAAGUAUCUAAAAGAAUGUUGCAAGCGAUAUCGAGUCACAUUUUUAAAAAAGACAAAUUUGAAGAAGAGCAAGAAAAAUAAAAUUGAAAAAAUGCUUCUGAAAAUGAUCCCUAAGAACCUUGAGGACUUAUACGAAGACUCUGAAUUUGAUUUUGCCGUGCGAGAUUUCUACGAAACUGAAACAAACGACUUGGAUGAGUCGUCUUUCCUCGACAGCUCGCUCGAUACUUCACUGGAUACAACGCUUGGCUCCACUUUUUGA
Messenger RNA from Oikopleura dioica, 666 nucleotides. NCBI's taxonomy places the organism in Eukaryota, Metazoa, Chordata, Appendicularia, Copelata, Oikopleuridae. The record is from the annotation of a GenBank genome assembly.